Molecule: messenger RNA, 963 nt
Organism: Brugia pahangi
Lineage: Eukaryota; Metazoa; Nematoda; Chromadorea; Rhabditida; Onchocercidae
Source: the annotation of a GenBank genome assembly
AUGGGUAAAAACAGUGAGUUUGAAGACGAUAUUGCAAUAGCCUGCAUUACUAUGGACGAUGCAAAGACAAUUUUCUUUCCAUUAGACACUCAAAAGGAUGUAGCGAUUUUUGGAUUACUCAGUAAUGGAAUGUCACUCUACAUUACACGUACGGGUUCACGUUUCCGUAACGCAUUUGGAAUUUUAUGCACAAGUUUCCUGAUAUGCAACUUGCAAGCUAUAUUUUCACUCUCCGCAUGGUGUAUCAUUGUUUUAACCGUGAAAUCUCAAAAACUAUCAUUGCCAGAAUUCUUCUUCACACGACCAGUGGGCAUUUUUGUGAAUGGAGCAUAUUAUGGAUCGCUUUUUGUACACUUUUUCGUCGCUGUCAAUCGAUUUUGUGCUUUCGUUUAUGCCACAAAAUACAAUCAGUUAUGGUCGAAAUCCAAGGCUAUAUUAGUUGGAGUUAUGUCCUGGGUGGUCGGGACUACCAUAAGCAUGGCACAUUUAUACAGCGAUUGUUCACUUACAUUUAAUAAGAAUUAUUCCUAUCGAUUUUCUUAUUCACGUUCUCUCGCUGGUAAAAUAUGUUCCAACACUGAUGCUUCAAUAACAGUGAUAACAGUGACGUCAAUGGCAUGCUUCGAUUUCACUACAUUGAUUAAAAUACUUGCAUAUCAGAGAAGAAUGCGAGCAAAUACCAUUACAUCAACGAGUGAAGCAGUCAGAGCGCGAGGUAUCUUGUUCUUUAGACAGUCAUGCAUACUUGGAGUAAUUUAUAUAUCGUAUACUUUUAUAUUGAUUAUCCAUCCAUUCACUAAUAAAUGGGUGCUAUUUGUGUCGACCACUAUAUCAUGGAUUCUGGUGCAAUCAUUGGAUGGAAUGACUUUCCUGUUGUUUAACCACAACCUUAUCUGCAAAAAAAAUUCCGGUACAACAGUGACAACAGCGCCAGUCACAAAUUGGAUACAAACAAGACAAUGA